Molecule: messenger RNA, 819 nt
Organism: Lasiodiplodia theobromae
Lineage: Eukaryota; Fungi; Ascomycota; Dothideomycetes; Botryosphaeriales; Botryosphaeriaceae
Product: NmrA-like family protein
Exons: 2
Coding region: 1-819 (272 amino acids)
Molecular function (GO): oxidoreductase activity
Source: RefSeq, a predicted model, not a curated record
AUGAGUUACUCAACUCCUCACUCAAUUCCAGAGGUCAACGUUAUCAGGGUCGACUUCAGUUUCGACUCACUGAAAGCCGCAUUCACCGGGAAAGAUGCCGUGAUCUCGCUUCUCGGCCACCACGCUUUCGAUGCGCAAAAAACAGUCAUCGAGGCAGCAAUCGCGGCUGGAGUGAAACGUUUUAUUCCCUCUGAGUUUGGCGUCGAUACGUCCAACCCGGAAGUUGUCUCGCAAGUGCCAUUCGUGGUUGGGAAGAAGCAAGUUGUCGACUAUUUGCGAAGCAGAGAAGAUGCGAUCUCGUGGACAGCGGUGCUUACAGGUAUUUUCUUCGACUGGGGUCUGUGGCAGGGGUGGCUUGGCUUUGACCUUGGCAAGAAGAAAGUCAAGCUUUGGGACGGCGGCGAAACCCCUUUCGCCACGACCGAGAUCGACGUCAUUGGUAAAACGCUUGUUGCGUUACUCAGCCGUGGCGAUGCGUAUCAGCAGUCUGCCAAUACCUAUGUGCAUGUUGCCGGCCACGUCACAACCCAGCUGGAAAUUUGGAAGACAUUGGAGAAGGUCACCGGGGAAAAGUUCGAGGUAUAUACGGAGGUUGACGCUACAUCACACGGUAAAAGAGUCAAGCAGGAGAUCGCCGACGGUGAAUGGGCGAAUGCCCUUGAUCUUCUCAAGGUGGUGACCUUUGACAAGAAUCAGAAACUUGGGAUCUUCCCCAAGUACUGGAAUGACUUGCUUGGGUUGCCCAAGCCAGAUAUGGAGCAGACCAUUCGUGAAGUUAUCGAAGGGAAAAGGAAGUUUAUAGUCAGUGAAAGCUAUUGA